Messenger RNA from Daldinia loculata, 2354 nucleotides. RefSeq names its product FAD binding domain-containing protein. Bases 698 to 2212 code for a protein of 504 amino acids. Gene Ontology annotation, molecular function: FAD binding. The transcript has 2 exons. The record is from RefSeq and is a predicted model, not a curated record. Lineage: Eukaryota; Fungi; Ascomycota; Sordariomycetes; Xylariales; Hypoxylaceae.
UUAUUAAUAAUUUAAUUAUUUAUUAUUAAAAUUAUAAAAACGCAUAAAAUACAGGUAAUUACACUAAAAUCAAAGAUUUCAGGUCACCUGAUAGGGCUGACUAAUCUGAUACAUAGGUAUCUUAGCGACCCGAGCGGAUACAUAUCACAUAUUUGAAUAACCCCGACGUCCCCGAGCGAAAACGAGAUCCAUCAACCCCGGGACUGCAACGGGUCGUUCCCGGAUCUUGGUCUGUCAUCACUUCACAUGCAUACAUCCCUCCCCCCACACGAUAUAUCCACCCAGAGCCGAGGGAAGCCCCUCAAAUGUCAUAGUUGCCCCUAUAUAGGGUGUGCGGGACCAUAUUCAAAACGGAGUUAUCGUAUUCGGAUCUUAAUUCGAAAUAAUGUAGCAUAUGCGCUAGGCUAAUAUGCGCAGAUAGCGAGAUUUGCUGUUGUCCUGCAACUAUGCGUUGCUUGUAAUUUUGUGACUGUCAUACGCAAACAUACUAUACCCUUUGGAAUCUAGUAUAGCCUGUGGAAUUUAUAGGGGUAAGGAUGCCGACAGGAUCUGUAGAUAAAAGUCGCGGAGUUCCUGCAUUUGGCGAUAAAGCCUCAGCUGUCGCGAGGAGUCUCGUUUGUAUCCGCGUAUCGCACUUUCAGGCCUCCGGCAAACCUUGACACCUUCAAAUAACUGCACGGUGGAAACAAGGUCCAAGAUGGCAUACAUGACUCUAAAUAGAUUCAUGAUAUGGGCUGUUGCCCUUGCGACGUCCGUUGCUGCCCAAGACACUUGCCAGACGGUCGAAGCCCAAACCUCCAUCACGAUGCUCAAGUCGUUAACGCUGGAUUACGACAAGGAGCAGAGUCAAUACUGGUCCACGUUUUCCGGUGAUCUCAAGCCAACAUGCAUCCUCGAGCCGGAAACAUCGGAGGAAGUCGCUGCUAUUGUGUCGAUUCUUCGUAAAAACAACGAGACCUUUGCCGUUAAGUCGGGAGGACACAAUCCCAACAAUUACUUUGCCAGUGUUGACGGAGGGCCAUUGAUUUCGACUAAGAGACUUAACGAGGUCAUCUUCAACGCUGACUCCGAGACCGUCAGAGUUGGCCCCGGUAACCGAUGGGAUGAAGUUGGCGAACAACUAGACGCCACAGGCUAUACUGUCAUUGGUGGCCGUAUCGGAAAUGUUGGGGUCGGAGGUUAUCUGCUAGGAAACGGGUUGAGCUUCAUGAGUACUGAAUAUGGUUGGGCUGCUAACUCGGUCCUCGAAUAUACUGUGGUACUAGCAAAUUCGUCAAUCGUCACUGUUAGCGAGACUAACCAUCCCGACCUCUGGAUGGCUCUCAAAGGGGGUGGGAAUAAUUUCGGUAUUGUGACGUCGUAUCUACUUCAAGCAUACCCUCAGGGCGAUAUAUGGGGUGGGAACCUUGAAUUUGAUGCCACGCCCGAGAAUACCGCCGCUAUCCUAGCUGCGGUUCGUAAUUUUACCGAAAACUACCCCGAUAAGAAGGCUGGUAUAAUUGUAACGUCUGAAAGAGCGCUGAGCACACUGCUCGACAUCUGGAUCUUGUUCCUUUACUACAACGGACCCGAGCCACCGCAAGGCGUAUUCGAUAGCUUCCUCGCUAUCGGGCCUAGCAUCAACACCUGCAAGACACAGAGGUAUGCUGACCUCCUCAGCGGAAACAACUGGUCCGUUCUGAAGGGCAGUGUCUAUACCAUCGGAACGGAAACUAUUCCAUUGCCUAGCAAGGAGGAUGGUCCCGAAGUCAUGCAAGCCAUCUAUGACCAUUGGGUGAAGGUCAGCGACACGACCAAACUUGUUCCAGGACUCAUUGCCAGUAUCGCCUUCCAACCCAUGCCUAGAGGAGUAGCAACGAUUGCCAAGUCCAAGGGUGGAGAUAUGCUAGAUUUAGAUGAUGACCACGACCGUAUCAUUAUCGAGCUGGACUACAGCUUCUAUUCCAAGUCAGACUAUGACCAGGUUGAUAUAGCGAUGCGCGCUACAUAUGGUGGUUUCCAGAGUAUUGUUAAGGGAUACCAGCAAGGUGGUCUACUCCCAUCUGAUGUGUACCUGCCGCUCUUUAUGAACGACUGUUUCUACCCACAGGAUUACUUUGGCAGGUUGAGACCCGAAAAGUUGCAGUUGGCUCAGACUGUCCAAUCUCAAGUUGACCCUGACGGUUUCUGGAAUGAAAGGACGGGAGGAUUCAAGGUAGCCUCUAAACCAUAAGUAUAAUAAUUAAAUAAUGAAUCAUUCUCAUGAAUGAGAAAUAUAAUCAUAAUCAAAUCACAAUUAUCUGUUCUUAUACCAGCUUGAAAUGCUUCGUAGUGGUGUUUCUUAAUGAUGAGUGGAGUCUUUUUUUGUCUUGCAG